This is a messenger RNA of Colletotrichum godetiae, 1228 nucleotides long. RefSeq lists its product as uncharacterized. The record is from RefSeq and is a predicted model, not a curated record. The coding region runs from base 304 to 1050 and encodes 248 amino acids. The transcript has a single exon. NCBI's taxonomy places the organism in Eukaryota, Fungi, Ascomycota, Sordariomycetes, Glomerellales, Glomerellaceae.
UAUCCGAAUAACCAGCUUGGCCCUGCAGCAGAGCGGUGUAAGGCGGUAGGCUGCUGAUAUCAACCAAUUGAGCACGGGUCUACCGGCCAGCGCAGACCGGGGCACGAUGCCUGCUUCAUCCCAGUCCGCAAUGAGCACAUGGUCUCUGGAACCAAAGGACUGGAUCUGAUCUGCACCCCCCUCGCUGGUCGAGAUGGGAAUAUUCAGUACGCUAGUGGUCUUUUGUUCCACUCUAGAACGAGAGCCCCCGUCGUGUGAACCACGAGAAACGAGAAGCCUCAGACGAUUCCUGCGUACAAGGAAAUGGGACCCUUCGAAUGCAGAAACUCAGAAUGCAAGUCAGUGUGCCGUCGCUGUGGCUCUCAAAAAACAGAACGGCACCACCGGACCAACGAGAUCUCGCACCAAAGGUGCCGCCGGCGGCAUAGCGCCUAUCCACGGGCAGGUGUCCGCGUGGCGCAAAUCGCUCUUCACCGUACAGAUACGGGUGCAAGUACUUGGAAAUUUGAGACACCUCUUGCGCCCAACGCUUCCAAGAUGCGGUCCCAGGAGCCUGAGCACACCUGUACUGAUACCAAGCAGCCAUUCGACCCCGCCUGCAGAGGCAAUCGGGUCUUGACCCAUUUCCAGCGCAUGUCACCAACCUCCCUGAAACGGCAUCACAGGAAUCGAUGGCAGGGACGUUGGAAUGGUCUUGGUCUUCCUAGGCUGAUCAGACGCAGGCGAGUGGGAAUAAACGAAUCAAACUGCACUUUUGCAGCGGCCGACGCGAUCCCUGGUUGUCGAGGUCCCAUGUCCAAGGGGUACGAAUCAUCCGAAGCCACGGUUCCAAUAGCCUGGGACCGAUCGGCACCAGCGGUGUUAUUUCCAGGAGAUGGGGGCGGUCGAGUAGCUACCCUGGCCACCUUUGUCUGUUCCCCUUUGGCCCAAGUACUCUCCGGAUGGUUUCCCUGCAAUCUUUGUUCCGCAAGUUCCCAGCCCCGAAAGGCGUGGCGGCGUUGGAGCCACCCACCCGCGCUCGCAUGGACGGAUACAAUCACUCAUCAGUAAGAGUAUCAGUGACACGCCUGCCCAUAUCCUUAGCAGUCGAAAUUGGACUCGCGAUUCUUUCCAGCACGGUCAUGUUGGACCGAGACGAUGGACGGGCUAUGUCUUGGUCCCUGCCGGGUGAUUGGUCGUUGCUGGCUCGGUUCCACGACUUUCCCGCUUCUGCUCGGGGCUGCAUACC